Acanthosepion pharaonis is the source of this 600-nucleotide messenger RNA. The record is from the annotation of a GenBank genome assembly. NCBI's taxonomy places the organism in Eukaryota, Metazoa, Mollusca, Cephalopoda, Sepiida, Sepiidae.
AUGGUGCAUCCCUAUCUGCGUCGGCGUGAGGGAACCGAGAAGGCUGAAUAUCCCCGCCCGAGCUGCGAGGCGUUCUGGAAAAGACGCUGGGCGUUCCCUUUUCAGGAACAAGCGAUGAGGGUCGCGAUAGUCGGUGCGGGCUUUACACCUGCCGAAGCGGAUCAGUUGCGCCGGGCGAUGGCUACUUUCAAAUUCACCGGCGGCGUCAGCCAUUUCUGUGGCGACAAGCUUGUCGAAGGCAUGGUGAAGCGCGGCUAUCCGCGAGAUUUCGCCGAGCGCACUUUCAAGCAGAUUGAGGGUUUUGGCUCUAUGGUUUCCCCGAAAGCCAUGCGGCGAGCUUUGCGAAGAUCGCCUAUGCCUCCCAGUUGGAUGAAAUGCCAUCAUCCCGAUAUCUUUGCGCUGCGCCCUGAAUGCGCAGCCGAUGGGGUUCUAUGCGCCGGCCCAGAUUGUCCGCGACGCUCGCGCGCAUGGCGUGGAGAUCCGCCCCUGUGUGAACGCCAGUCGCUGGGAUUGCACCUCGAGCAGGGCAGGGGACGGUUCCGGCGGUGCGCCUUGGAUUGCGAAUGGCACGCGGCCUGUCCAACCUUCAUGGCGCGAUGA